Cylindrotheca closterium is the source of this 1779-nucleotide messenger RNA. The record is from the annotation of a GenBank genome assembly. NCBI's taxonomy places the organism in Eukaryota, Bacillariophyta, Bacillariophyceae, Bacillariales, Bacillariaceae.
AUGAGUACUGUAUCACAGCAAACAAAGUGGCGCCAAGCUCUGCUAUCAGGUGCCCUGAUACUUCAGUCGUUGCUCUUAGCAAAUGGGCAAGCCACCACGGCACUGAAUGAGCCCUGCCUUGCGUUUGUCAAGGAUAUUUUCUCGGAAGACAGGCAACAACUCUUGUGCCAGACACCAUCAGGAAUGUUGUACAUCCUUCCUUCAGUUGACGGCCAAUGGAUUGAAGAGAAAAUGAUUGCAGGUGAGCUCUACAGUGGCGAAACCAUAUUGGAUCUGCCCGAUGGCACCACCAUCAAUCGCGAAGACCAAACUUUGAACUUGAACGAAAUGCCGGCUCUCGUGAACUCGGACUCAUCCGAAAGGCGACUUCAGCAAAAUACAAAAACAACAGGAGAUAGAACCGUCCUCGCCGUUCGAGUCAUCGCUUCCAACGGUGAGAUGUCAAAGAGCGACGAAGAACUCUCCGCUUCGAUAUUUGGCGGAGCAAAUGACUUUGUGAACCUUAAAUCCCAAUACGCAGCUUGCUCUCAUGGAAAAAUCAAUAUUGUUAAGCGACCUGAUAUGAAUGGUCUCACAAGCAACAUUCAAAAUGGCGUUGUAACAAUUCGUGUCAACUUGCCAGUUGAAGUGGGACAUUCGACAAUGGUGAAUGCAGUUUCACAAGAACUAGACCGUGAGUUUGGUAUGACAAUGCAUUCCAUUGCUGAUCACGUCAUGUACUGCUUGCCCAAGGGAAAUUAUAAUGGUGUUGGGUUUGCAAUCAUGAAUGGAGGACUUUCAGUAUUCAAUGACAAGCUGUGCACUUCGGUGAGCACCCAGAUGCACGAAAUUGGUCACAACUUGAAUCUUGGACACAGUGGAAUUGGCACAGAAAAAUAUGGAGAUCAAAGCUGCAUGAUGGGGUAUUCUUAUCGAUCAAGCGAGGCACCGAAAAUGUGCUUCAACGCUGCAAAGAGUUUUCAACUAGGCUGGUACGAUGACAAGUCAAAAUCGAUGAUCCCUGGGACGGGUCCUUGGGGAGACGACCACACCUUCACCCUUUCCAAUAUCGUCGAUUAUCCAACUACCAAUGAUGAUGUGUUGAUUGAAAUUGUGGAACCAGCUAGCCAAAAGAACUACUACGUUGGAUUCAAUGUCGGAAAGGGUUUUAAUCAGGGAACACGUCACGGAAAGAAUCAAGUCUUGGUGUACAGCAAACCUGUAGCCGCUGGGAUCGAUUCGUUGCGCGUAGCAGACUUGUCCAGUGGUGACAGCUUCACCAUAUCUGACUUUAAUGGAAUCACUGGGAACACGCUCAGUAUUUCAGUCCUCUCCAUUGACCUGUCGUCGGAUCUUGCUCAGGUGCGAGUCACCUUGAAUCGAAAGCAUUCGCCACCAACACCGAUGCCCACAAGAUACCCAACCCCGGCUCCAACAAGACUUCCGACUCGACGCCCUACCCCCAGUCCUACUCUACGACCAGUUGCCCAAACUCCUUCUCCAACCAGACCUAUCGGUGGAAGAAAACCAACAGUUGAUGACAUUCCUGUCACCACUAGCCAGUCGUGCAAGGCCGCCUACUCUGAAUGUGAGACCACUUCCGAGUGUUGUGCAGGAUUUUCUUGUCGCAGAGUUGCAAGUGAUACUGGCUUUUCGAACGUUUGUCGAGCCAUUGCCAAGAACAGCAAGGACAAGUUGCAGCGCAAUGGAACUCCUUGGUGGAAGCGUCGAUUGCGUGGUGAUAGCAAUGUCCAAGCCCCUCGUGAGCCUGAUAAUGAAAUCUUGGAGGUACAAGCUUAG